Messenger RNA from Lycium ferocissimum, 1271 nucleotides. Its product is annotated as cytochrome P450 704C1-like. Gene Ontology annotation, molecular function: monooxygenase activity; iron ion binding; oxidoreductase activity, acting on paired donors, with incorporation or reduction of molecular oxygen. The coding region runs from base 27 to 1271 and encodes 414 amino acids. The transcript is spliced from 5 exons. NCBI's taxonomy places the organism in Eukaryota, Viridiplantae, Streptophyta, Magnoliopsida, Solanales, Solanaceae. The record is from RefSeq and is a predicted model, not a curated record.
CAAUAAUAGUGUGAUAUUAGUAAGUCAUGUAUAUGAGAUUAGAAAAGAAUUUCCCAGUUUCUCACCCUAAAACUUUUCAGGGUUGGCACCAUUAUGGCAUCUUGAAUGAUCUUCUUGGUGAUGGGAUCUUCACAGUUGAUGGAGAGAAGUGGACAAGCCAAAGGAAGAUAUCAAGUUACGAAUUCUCCACCAAAAAUUUAAGGGACUUUAGUAGUGCAGUUUUCAGAACUAGUGCGGUAAAGCUUGCUCAAAAAGUAUCUGAAGCCGUGACCUCAAAUCAAGCAACAGAAAUUCAAGACUUAUUUACGAAAUCAACACUGGAGACAGUAUUCAAGAUUUUACUAGGCGUGGAUCUCGACACUACAACUGAAGAAGGCAUUCUGUUUUCCAGUUCUUUUGAUGAAGCUAAUGCAGUAACGUUUUAUCGCUACGUUGAUGUGUUUGGGAAAGUGAAAAGAUUUCUAAACAUUGGGUCAGAAGCAAAUAUGAAGAAGUGUAUUAAAGUGGUUGAUGAAUUUGUAUAUAAAAUUAUUAGAAACAAGACAGAACAGACGACCAAGUUGCGAGAUGACAGCAGGGUGAUGAAAAAAUCUGACAUUCUGUCUAGGUUCCUGGAAAUGAACGAAACGGAUCCAAAGUACCUUAAGGACAUAAUCCUUAGCUUUAUAAUUGCUGGCAAAGACACUACAGCUAGCACACUUUCCUGGUUCUUCUAUAUGAUGUGCAAGUACCCUCUCCUACAAGAAAAAAUUGCAGAGGAAGUCAAGAAAGCAACCGGAAUAAACCAGAAUUCAAGUAUUGAUGAGCUAGCUAAGAGCAUUACUGAUGAUGCACUGGAUAAAAUGCAGUAUUUCCAUGCAUCAUUAACUGAGACGCUCCGAUUAUACCCUGCAAUUCCUGUGGAUGGCAAACUGUGUUUAUCAGAUGACACAUUGCCUGACGGGUUCAGAAUAAUGAAAGGGCAUGCUAUCGCAUAUCAACCAUGGGCUAUGGGCAGGAUGAAAUCUUUAUGGGGUGAUGAUGCAGAGGAUUUCCGGCCAGAGAGAUGGUUUGAUGAAAAUGGUUGCUUUCGGCAAGAAAGUCCCUUUAAGUUCACAGCCUUUCAGGCUGGGCCAAGAAUAUGUCUAGGGAAGGAAUUUGCUUACAGGCAGAUGAAGAUAUUUUCAGCAGUGCUGCUGGGGACCUUUAGAUUUAAGCUAAGUGAUGAAGAGAGAAGAGUUAAAUACAGAACCAUGCUAACUCUUCACAUUGACGGAGGAGAGAAGAGUUAA